UUCUGACUUGACAGCAGCAUCUGUGUUUGUGCGAUUUUUCGUGAUAAUUUUUGAAACCAUUCAGAAAGUGAGAGUGAAAUUAAAUUUGCUGAAGCUCUUAAACUGUAAAAAAUGGAUUCAUUUUCUGUAAAGGAAGUUUCUUGUCCGAUCUGCUGUGAAAUCUUCAAGGCACCUGUUCUUCUGUCAUGUAGUCACAGUUUCUGUGAGGAGUGUCUUCAACAGUUCUGGAGGACCAAGAACACUAGGGAGUGUCCUGUCUGCAGGAGAAGAUCCUCAAGAGAUGAUCCUCCAUCUAAUCUUGUGUUAAAAAACUUGAGUGAGUCGUACCUGAAGGAGAGGAGAGAUAAGACGCGUCCAUCAGUGUCUGAGGAGGCCUGCAGUUUACACAGUGAGAAACUCAAGCUCUUCUGUCUAGACGACAAACAGCCUGUGUGUUUAGUGUGCAGAGAUUCACAGAAACAUGUCAAUCACACAUUCAGACCCAUCAGUGAAAUAGUUUCAUCUCAUAAGGAGGAGUUGACGUCCUUACAAGAGAAACUUAAACACAUAGAGGAAUUUAAGGAAGAGUGUGUGAAAACACUUCAACACAUUCAGUCUCAAGCGGAGCACACAGAGUGUCAGAUAAAACUGGAGUUUGAGAAGCUUCAUCAGUUCCUCAGAGAUGAAGAAGAAAUUGCAAUCACUGCGCUGAGGGAGGAAAAGGAGCGGAAGAAUCAGAUGAUGCAGGAGAAGUUUGAGGAGAUCAACAGACACAUCUCCGCUCUUUCACACACAAUCAGAGGCAUGGAGAAGUUGAUGAAUGCCAGUGAAUUCUUGUUUCUAAAGAACUUUCCAGAUGUGAUGGAAAGAGUCCAGAGCUUACGGUCGGAUCCACAGCUGGCUUCUGGAGCUUUGAUUAAUGUGGCACGUCACCUGGGCAACCUGCCAUUCAGAGCCUGGAAGAAGAUGCAAGACAUUGUCCAACACACUCCUGUGAUUCUGGAUCCGAACACGGCUCAUCCAGAUCUCCUCUUGUCUGAUGAUCUGACCAGUCUGGUGUGCAGCACCCACAGUCAAGUGCUUCCUAAUAAUCCAGAGAGAUUCGAUGAGCACUCCUGUGUUCUGGGUUCAGAGGGGUUUAACUCAGGAACACACUGCUGGGACGUGGACGUCAAAGAGAGCUCGUCCUGGAGUCUCGGAGUAACUACAGCAUCAAACCAGAGGAAGGGUUAUGAUUUCUUUGACAGUGGUGUGUGGAGUGUGCAGCACAGACUGUUUGAAGAGUCUGGUUUUCUUGUUGUACAAAAGCUGGAGCGGGUGAGAGUUUACCUGGACUAUGAGAGAGGGACAGUGUCGUUCUCUGAUCCUGUAAAGAACACACUUCUGUACACAUUCACAACCACCUUCACUGAGACCGUCUUUCCAAUCCUUUAUAGCUUUUCUCAUCUGAGGAUCUUAUAGUAGAAGUGUUUGAAAAAGUUAUUUAUGUAGAUUAGGAGGAAUUUUUCAGGGCAUAUUUCAUUUUUUUUAUUUCUUAGUAUGAAUAAAAGUAUGAAGCUUUUUCCUGUAAUAGAAUGGAAAUUAUUUUGAGGAUGUUUCACUGAAGAAAAAAAAUAAUGCAGAUGUUUUAUUCUUUUUAAGAUAAAUGCUUUGCUGUUGACAUGAUUAUCACCAGUACAGCGAUUGGGCCGCUGCAGGUGAUCACAUGGGGAAGUCGUGGCCU
Carassius auratus (goldfish) is the source of this 1702-nucleotide messenger RNA. Its product is annotated as nuclear factor 7, brain-like. NCBI's taxonomy places the organism in Eukaryota, Metazoa, Chordata, Actinopteri, Cypriniformes, Cyprinidae. The record is from RefSeq and is a predicted model, not a curated record. The coding region runs from base 112 to 1440 and encodes 442 amino acids. Gene Ontology annotation, molecular function: zinc ion binding; protein binding. The transcript is spliced from 6 exons.